Messenger RNA from Colletotrichum scovillei, 1771 nucleotides. Its product is annotated as fasciclin domain-containing protein. The record is from RefSeq and is a predicted model, not a curated record. Gene Ontology annotation, biological process: macroautophagy. The transcript has 2 exons. Gene Ontology annotation, cellular component: fungal-type vacuole membrane. Bases 315 to 1616 code for a protein of 433 amino acids. Lineage: Eukaryota; Fungi; Ascomycota; Sordariomycetes; Glomerellales; Glomerellaceae.
UCGGCUCGUUCGGGGAUUCGAGUUCCAUUGGGUGGGAUGGGCGGGGGAGAGUUUCACUUCGCUGCUGUUGUCCGAUCCCGUUGACGUCAGCUUACCAUUGGAUCUCUAGCUGUUGGCGUCGUCCCUAGUGUCUCUGCCUACAGCCAUUCCGCGUACGCAAAGUGCGUGGUGUUUGCCUCCCGGUGCCGAAGAGUCGAACAAAAGGAUCCUUAUCUGCAUUUCCCCCAGAUUGAUCGAGUUCUGACAUUCCCUUCUCCCUUAUCAACCUUUUUCCAGAAUCAAGGUAGCAUUCUUAUCUGGAAAAUCAAUUCAAAAUGAAAGCUGUUGCAGCCCUGUCAUGCGUGGCCGUUGCCAACGCAUUUAUCCUUCCUGAUCCUAAGAUUUUCGAGCAAGCGGCCAUCAAGAACGAUGACCACGCUAAUCGAGGUUCCUGGUGGGACCGCGUCCCUUCCAAGGACUCCAUCGUGAACACUGUCGAAGAUGGUAUCGAUUCCUUGUCCGCACACAUUGAGGGUGCAUUGCACUCUUUCGAAGAGACCGUCGAGAAUAAAUUUGACCACCUUUUCGAGGAGGAGAUUUUCAACGAACCCAAGGUCUCCGACAAAACCAUUUACGAGCUCAUUUCGAAGAGCGAGCACACCACCGAGUUUGCCAAACUUGUCAAUGAAUACGAGGACAUUGUCAACGUUUUGAAGAGCACAGAGGCGAAUCACACACUUUUCGUACCAACGAACCGCGCCUUCGAGCAUCUGCCCAAGCACAAGAAGCCCAGCAAGGAGGUCAUUGAAGCCAUCUUGAAGUACCACGUUGGGAUUGGCGACUACGAUGCGAAGAGGGUCCUCCGCACCCACACUCUCCCCACGCUGCUCAAUGAGAAGUUCCUCGGCGACAAGCCCCAGCGUCUUCGCACCAGCGUCGGGCUCGGCGGCGUGCGCAUCAACUUCUACGCCAAGGUCGUUGCCGUCAACAUUCGCGCCAAGAAUGGAAUUAUUCACGCUGUCAAUAGCCUGAUCAUCCCGCCACCCAUGGUCGGCCGCGAACUCACCCUUCUGCCCAGCCAAUUCUCCACGCUCUUGCUCGCAUACGAGAAGACCGACUUCGUCAAGUACAUUCACGGUGUCAAGUCCACCGGCACCACCGUUUUCGCCCCUUCCAAUAACGCUUUCGCUCGCCUUGGACCCAAGGCGAAUGCGUUCCUGUUCAACACCGACCUCGGUCUUAAGUACCUGAGAGCCUUGCUCAAGUACCAGAUCGUCGGCAAUGCGACCCUCUACAGCGACGCGCUGUACCGCCCCGAUGAGAAGAAGGAUGUUAACACCAUGGAGCACUACCACGUUGAUCUUCCCACUUUGCUGGGCAAGAACAUCGCUGUCGAUGUUGCCACCUGGGGCGGCUGGACCAAGGUCAAGCUCAACGGCUACAUCCCCAUUGUCGUCGCCGAUGGAAUUGCCAAGAAUGGUGUCAUUCACGUCCCCGGCCGUGUCCCCAUUCCUCCCCACAAGCACAAGGUCGAUUACGUUGACGGCGAGAUUGAAGUCGAGGACUUGAAGGAGAGACUCUCCGAGUACAUCGAUGAGAAGGAGAACGAUGCUAAUUGGCUCGGCGAGGAAUUGUAGUGGCUUGUGUACAUGUAUCCAUCAGAUCAACAAAUAGCCGCCUGCCAUCAGUAAUUUGAAUAACAAACGCCAUAAUGCGGGAUCUUAGCGAUACAUAUGUGCCUCCGCGAACUUCAUGGAGUAUGCCCCGACUGACUAUGGCCAUGCCUCUUCCA